AUUUUGACACUUCAUCUUCGAACGAACAGAAAAAUUUACGAUUCCAUUCAAUUUCUGUUUUGUUUACGUGAACACUGACAUCAAAAGAUAAUUUUAAAUAUUUUCGAUAUUUAGUUUUAUUUUGUUCAAUGUAUUAGAUUUAUUGUCAACAUGGUUAUUCACGGUGUUUAUAUAGUCAGCAAAUCCGGGGGAUUGAUUUUUAAUCAUGAUCACAGCAUUCCACGAAUAGAAACUGAAAAAGUAUUCAAUUAUCCAAUUGACUUGAAAUUAGAUUAUGAUCCGAAAAAGGUAUCGGUGGCAUUCGGACAGAAAGAUGGUAUCACUGUUGGACACGUUCUUAACUCUAUAAAUGGGAUGCCAGUGAAUGGAAGCACACUUGAAGAUGGCAGAAAUGUAAAAGAAGUCUUUGAAAAUGCCAACGAAUUUCCGUUAACGCUCAAAUUUGCCCGCCCGAAAAUGACCACAAAUGAGAAAAUCUUCUUGGCAUCCAUGUUCUAUCCUUUGUUUGCCAUUGCAAGUCAAUUGAGUCCGGAACCGAAAAGUUCGGGUAUUGAAAUUCUCGAAGCAGAUACAUUCAAAUUGCAAUGUUUUCAGACAUUGACAGGAGUAAAAUUUAUGGUUGUUGCUGAAACAACACAAGCUGGCGUCGAUGUAUUACUCAGACGUAUUUAUGAAUUAUAUGCUGAUUAUGUACUCAAAAAUCCAUUCUAUUCACUUGAAAUGCCGAUUCGAUGUGAGUUGUUCGAUACAAAUUUGCAAGCACUAUUGGAGCAAAUGGAAAAAGGGGGCGUGACAACUAUUUAAUAUCAUUGAAAUAUCGAUUUAAUAAACAAAAUAAUUUUAAGUGCAGAAAA
Contarinia nasturtii (swede midge) is the source of this 854-nucleotide messenger RNA. RefSeq names its product trafficking protein particle complex subunit 4 (gene Trs23). NCBI's taxonomy places the organism in Eukaryota, Metazoa, Arthropoda, Insecta, Diptera, Cecidomyiidae. The coding region runs from base 151 to 804 and encodes 217 amino acids. The transcript has 3 exons. Gene Ontology annotation, biological process: endoplasmic reticulum to Golgi vesicle-mediated transport. Gene Ontology annotation, cellular component: TRAPP complex. The record is from RefSeq and is a predicted model, not a curated record.